CGGCGGGCUCCGAGUCCGCUAGCUGAACAUGCAAAAUGACCUGCUGGUCCGACUGCGAGCACACAUCUCAGCAGCGCAGUAGAUCAUCCUGAUUGCAUGCUGAAGCCGACACGCUGAGGGCAGCUACCAUGGACGCGCCCGCACUGACCCUCACUCUCCAACCCGACAAUCCACUCAACACCACCCUCUCUUCAGAUGGUAGACCUCUCUACACAGUGAGCGCGACGCGCACUGCACGAGGCUCUGCCAUCCGCGUGAGCGACGCAUCCGGCGCGAACGUAGCCACUCUCGAGACGUCCGACCUCGGUUGGGGCUCGUCCAAGGUGAGGGUCGGCGAGGACAAGUCUGUGGCGUAUGGCAAGUGGCUGAGCAAGAGCAUCAUGCCGUUCGGACGGUGUGUGCUUUCAGUCGGAACGGCUGCAUCGAUGUCGUGCAGUAUGGGGGCGGUGACAUGCUAAUGAUGAGCGACAGGGAUGUGACGAUGAAGGACAAGAGAGG
Fomitopsis serialis is the source of this 498-nucleotide messenger RNA. RefSeq lists its product as uncharacterized. The record is from RefSeq and is a predicted model, not a curated record. Lineage: Eukaryota; Fungi; Basidiomycota; Agaricomycetes; Polyporales; Fomitopsidaceae. Bases 129 to 458 code for a protein of 109 amino acids. The transcript has a single exon.